Molecule: messenger RNA, 4341 nt
Organism: Sphaeroforma arctica JP610
Lineage: Eukaryota; Ichthyosporea; Ichthyophonida
Exons: 14
Coding region: 1-4239 (1412 amino acids)
Biological process (GO): mismatch repair
Cellular component (GO): mismatch repair complex
Molecular function (GO): ATP hydrolysis activity; ATP binding; ATP-dependent DNA damage sensor activity
Source: RefSeq, a predicted model, not a curated record
AUGGCAGUUAGUAGCCCAAAAGGCCCAGCAACUGGGCGCAUACGGAAACUCGGGGCAGAAGCUGUAUCGUUGCUGCGAACAUCUGUGUCUAUUACAAGUGUGGCGCUAUGUGUCGAGGAGCUGGUUUUGAAUGCACUCGACGCACACGCAUCUCGCAUUGAGGUGCGGGUGAAUAUGAACACUUUCAGUGUUUGUGUGAGCGACAAUGGGGUUGGGCUGGAUUUGGAGAACUUGCGAUUGAUUGGCGAACGAUACACUACCAGCAAGUUUGAUGGAGAAGAUAUGUACUACGAUGCAGAUGGCAACGAAGCGUUUACAAAGAAUGUGCUCGCCAGACCGCCACGGCAGUUCGGGUUUUUUGGCGAAGCUUUGGCGAGUCUUAGAGAUAUCUCAACAUUAGAGAUCUAUACGAAAACAUCCACCGGACCAAGUUUGCUGAAGAAGUUCAAAGACGGUGCACUGGUGUGCUGUUCGGAUGUGUGUGCUCCAAAGCCUAGUGCAGGGACUACAGUCCAAGUUCAUCGAUUGUUCUACAACAUGCCGCUAAGGCAGCGAGGACAACCCGCCGCUGCUCUCAGUCACAUUAAGCAGACUGUGCAACGCAUGGCGAUAAUACAUCCACAGGUGACCUUCAAACUCAUCAACGACGUUAACAACAAGAUUAUCGUCGAAGCAAAGCAAUGCGAGUCGUCAUUGCAAGCUUUCCGCGACACAUUUCUCACGCUUGGUGCAACGAUGCUUGAUAAUCUCCACACACUACGGAGAGUCGAUGAUACUGGUCAACAGUACACUCUGGAAGGAUUUUUGUCAACCAUCGGUCACUUCAGUAAAUCAUAUCAGUUCGUAUUCCUAAACAAACGGCUGCUUCGCAAGUCCGUCCUGCACAAACAUAUCAAUGGGGUGAUCAAAGACUCAUCAUUGUCAGGUUUGCGCAUGACUGCCGCCGACACGGAUACAGGCCCACAGUAUAGCCCGCCAAUCGCGAAGGCAGAGAAAUUUGGGGUGUAUGUACUGAACUUGAUCACAAAUGUUCCACACGAUGUCUGCAUUCAUCAUGACAAAUCGCUAGUUGAGUUUAAGGACUGGGAUGCAGUUCUGAACUUCGUGGAUGAAGCUAUUUCGACUUUCCUCGCCGCACAUGGUCUGCUGCAUGGUCUAGCUCAAGAAUGCAAUGUAGAGUCCGAAUCUCUUGGAAAGUCGCCAGGCGGCCGUAGUUCUGUGCUUCUACCUUCCAAAGUAUACGAGUACCAUGGUUCUUACUUACGAUCGGCGCCGGUAAAGCGGAAGUAUACCGAACCCCCCGCUAGCACACCGCAGAAACGUCGUUUCAUCAGCAGCCCUGUCUAUUCUCAGUAUGGUUCUCCAGUAACUGACAUCUCGAACGCCUACACCUUGCGAAAUACUCCUCGCACACCCGGGCAUAGUAAGAGACAGGCGCGCACGCGACAAGGCACGCCAGGGUUAGCAAAGGUGACGGAUAAGUUCAAGGCAAAGUUGGCAUCCAUGGGGUAUUCACCACGAUCUCUAUCUAAGACCGAGUCGCCUGCGUCAGCCAACCCAAAGACCACCUGCGCAGUUGCCACCGAUCUCUUGACAAGCCCCGCUAAAUCACACCGCAAGCCGAACUCUGGGUGCGACAGCCGACUACAAUCUUCGUCCCUUGGGGUCGCAUCCACCCGGUCCCAAAUCGGCUCGAACAAUGGCAAUAUCACCGAAAUGCACGAGUCUAUGCAAGCGGUGUUGAGGGGUGGUGGUGAAGCUAAUGCAUCCGAGAGCAAUUCGAUUGCAGUCGCCCAUUGCAUAACUUGCACGGCCUCAGAUACCGCAGGCGAUGUAUUGUCAGCACUGGGUGCUCAUGGUACGCUUAACAAAGACUUUGAGAAAGUAGAAAAUCCUGAUGAUCCCUUGGCCUUUACAAACGAACCUGUGAGAGUGCAGAACGACGAUGAAGAUGAUGGGAAGGAGGAGGAUUCUACGCGCAAGCCAUCUCAGUUAGCAGCACUGUCCGGGAGUCUCGGCUGUCCAUCGGAGGAGACGACAAACCCUAGUGCCAUUCCACCAGCACUUCCGAAUGCCACAUCAAAGUCGAAGCGUCGAUUGCCGCAAUCAAAACACCAGUCUUGCUUUAACCUUCAGCGGCAGAUACCGCCGCUCUUUAGAGCACAUGCCGCACCUCAUAAUUCCACAGCCAGGCGAGAAAAACAGUCUAAAGAGGCGCAAUCAAUAGAACAGACCUUCCCACGUCGAGAUUUUAAAACCAGUGCACAACUUGGUACAGAUAGUCAGGGCCCGACACAUAGCCGACCUCGACCGAGUAAGCCCAGUUCGAACCAAAAUGAUACUUAUGAGCAAUCGCACUACACACUUAAGACGCAUGUUCCAACGUUUGGAUCCCAUUUGGAUAGAUAUCCGGGCCGGCUGUCUAGGCCGUGUUCUUCAGUCACGCCAGGAACUGGGGUAACUGAUCCAUCGCGUGCACAGCAUGAGCCUCACUUACCCUCGCAAUCAGAAUUCGGCACGGAGCCUGUAUGUCAAUUCCAACUGCAAUCGCUGCCGUUCUUGCAAGAUGUUGUCAAACGGUCCGUCGAGGCUCGAGCGAACACUACCCCAGUGGUGUCUACGUCCACAAAGCACAAACCAGGUACUCUCACACACAAAGAAAUUAACCUGCAUUCAUUUGCAAAGAGAUCAUCAUGUUCGGCGUUUGCUCCUACAGGUUCAAAGGAUGUGCGCCAGAAAACUCCGCUCGACGCUGAAAUGCCAACCGUGAUUACGAACCAGGAGGUGUCAGACCACGAAGCCGCAAUUGUGUCUUCCGAUGAAGAAAAUUCGAAUACUUCCCAAUCACCAGCAAUGACUGCUGUGGAUUUGGCCUCUGAAGCCCAAAAUAUUAUACGCCAGAAGGUCCAAAACGUAGAUGAACUGCCAGCCGUUUCAGUGUGCCAGGAGGUGUCUGACCAGGCGAUGAGCUCGACUUCUCGAAAGAAUCCAUCACUAAAAAUCCCAGCACCAACAACUAGACGGGGUUUGGCUAUAGCUCGUGAUGAAGGAGGUUGUAUCUUGUCCACGACCGGGUGUGUGAACAAGUCAAAUUCAACAGUGGCGAAAUCUACUCAACCCAAAGAACCACUUAAGCACGUGGAAAAACACCUGUCGCGUCGCGAACGGCUCGUAAGCAAGGGAUACGGAUCGCGAGAUAUUGAACAGCUUAAUGCGAUCAUUAGAGAAGGCGUGUCUGACUCGAAACUUAAUGCCGCAUUAGUGACCAUGGAACAAUCGAAAGUAGAGAAACAUCGUGCCGAGCCUGCCCAGCAUGUACCUACUAGCGGUGUAGGGGGUUUAAAAGAAAAGAAAGGUACGGCUUCAUCUGAAGACUCUGAGACAUCUACCGAGCUAAAUGUGACUAGCAUUUUAGCGGAGUGGGAAAAUCCGGUAUUGCGGCCCAUGGGUCAGCCUCUGCGGUGCUACUCAGCCUCGUAUGCAAAGUUCCUGAAAGGUGCGGAGGUGACCAGUGCAGAGCCCGUACUGUUCACCAGAGACAUGCUGGACAAAGCACGAGUGCUCAAACAAAUGGAUAAGAGUUACAUUGUAUGUCUCUUACCAUACCGAACCAAUGCAGUGGAUAACCCCGUUGUGGCCUUGUUGGACCAGCAUGCCGCGCAUGAGAGACUAAGACUGGAAGAAAUCUUGUCAGAGUUCAGCAAAGGUCGGCAAAACAAUAUAGGUCCUGUACCGUUAGAUCCUUUCAUAGCUGUCAAGGUAACGGAAGAAGAUGCACAAUGUGUGCAACAGCAAUGCGAAGCUCUCUUACGAUGGGGGAUCGAAGUCAUUGUUGACCUCAGAGAAGCCGCCUUCGAUGAACGGAUCAUUGUGUGCUCAUUGCCCGAGGUAUUUAAAACCGGCAUCCGCGAGGACGAGGUGGGGCAUGUUGUCAGGACUCUGAUGAAUGAACAGAUACACAUUCAUAGAAACACCGGCAGCAUGACCACGAUAUUGCCACGUGUUAUGAAGCGGGUUUUCAACCACGUCGCGUGUCGUGGUGCCAUCAAGUUUGGCGAUGAAUUGGGUAUCGACGUAUGCCGUCAGAUUGUUGCUGACCUUGCUAAGUGCGAUCUCCCCUUCCAGUGCGCACAUGGCCGCCCCACACUCAUACCGUUAGCGGACUUGGAGCAGAUUGAUAAGUACAGACUUGUUAAGCAAAAGCAGUCGUCGGGUGAGAAGCGCAUGGCAUUGGCCUAGCACUGCUGGAGGUCACCUUCACUGAUCAUAUUUGACUGACGAGACAAUAUUGUUGUACAAUAAUAUUAUACAAAGCGAUAAACGAUAAGGUGAUGCAAAUAG